Molecule: messenger RNA, 2845 nt
Organism: Hibiscus syriacus
Lineage: Eukaryota; Viridiplantae; Streptophyta; Magnoliopsida; Malvales; Malvaceae
Exons: 2
Coding region: 172-2610 (812 amino acids)
Source: RefSeq, a predicted model, not a curated record
CCGGAGGAAGGCGGGAAGUUGUCUCCUUGAUUGACCUGGUUCGCUGCUUAAGUUUGCCUAAAGAUUCUUCAUUGUUAUACCUUUGUUGUUUCCCUUCUUCUUCUGAGGCUUUAGCUUCUAUUCUAUGGUUGUCCACUCUCACUUCGUCGAGCAAAUAUCGCCGCCUUUGCCAUGCCCUCCGAUCCAGAUAAAACAACUCUCUCUGUCUCACACAUUCAAGAUAUAAUCGACCGCAUAUCCAAGUUGUGCAAACUUACUGAAGAAUAUGCAAAUAAAGCGGAUCCACCUCAGCAAACCACCGUUGACACCAACGCUGCGGCAAAUAACCAGACUCAAAACCCGCAAGAUGGUUCUACCGGUGGCGAAGGGGACGGUGCUCAGGGGACCAAAAAAACCGAGAGCGACAAGGGGAAGGAUGCGAAACGCGAUGGUGGAUACAAGAAGACGGACGCGCUACACGAUCUGGGAAAACUGUUCAAAGAACUCGAUUAUAUGUAUCGGUCAUUCCAGAAACUGGAGAAGUUCGAGAAGGAUCUAAGCGACCCACUCAAAACUCUUGAAGCCAAUGUCAACGACAUCGUGACUGACCUUAAGAAAGAGAAGUUACCAAAACAGGUUGAGCACAAUCUACGAGUGCUGAGAAACAACAUCACCAGGGUCAAGAUCCUGAUCCCGUCUCCGCAUCAGGCGGCCGGAUUAAGUUCCGAAGGUAAUCGGGGUUUGCAGACAACCGUUGCCACCGGAGAUACAGGGGACCUGCCUCACUUAUACGAGGAAGAUCUUUUUAAAGAAAGCUAUUAUUUCCAAGAAAUUAGGGAAAAAUAUGAAAGCCUUGAAGAUGAGAGCCUUGAAGGUAAGAGGCUUAAGCUCAGCUUGUUGUGUUUCGCAAUUUUCCCGGAAAAUUCGGAGAUAAAGAAGAGGUUUCUGAGAUUUUGGUGGGUUGGGGAAAAUUUAAUCCCACCUCAAGAAAACAGGGAUGAGAAGGACGUUGUAAAUGAAACUCUCAAGAUUUACGUGGAGAAGGGACUUAUCCAGCCGGUUUUGAAGAAAAACAGAUUAGAGCCCAGAAGCUACAAGAUGGACCCGAUUGUUCGUUCAUGCUUGAUCAGUUUUGCCAAGGAGGCAGGUUUCUUUCACUAUGACCAAGAGGGAAAACCCACCAUGGAUUUUUCAGCCUGCAACAAGGCAUGUAUGGUGAGAUCUGAAGGAGCCGCUGCUCCCUGGUUCUCUAAGUAUCUUAAAGAGGAGCAAGAAAAGCUACCUGUAGAUCUAGUAAAGCUGCAGAUGUUGUUCAAUUUUCCUAACAGGGAAACAUUGAUGAGGGCUAGUCGGCAAUUUGACAAAUUGCAGACGUUGUUCAAUUUGAGUAAGCAAUUUCCAGGUUUACCUAAAGAGUGGUUUGCCAAGAUGACAACCCUCAAAGUUCUUUACAUGGGCAAAUGGGAAAGCACAGCGGGGCGGCCUCGCCAUAUCGAAGUCGAAGACAUCGACUUCUUAAAAGCGUUGACGAAGAUGAAGAAUCUAAGGCUUCUUAGUCUUCAAGGUGUUUCAGGUAUCCCAACGAUUCCCCGCGCUGUUGGGCAGCUUGAAAACUUGAAGAUCUUAGAUCUUAGAGCAUGUCACAACCUGGAGAGAUUACCAGAUAAGAUAGGCUUACUCAAGGAGCUGAUUUACUUGGAUUUAUCUGAGUGCUAUCUGCUUGAUUACGUGCCCAGAAAACUGAGUGAACUCAAGAAACUUGAAGUGCUUAAAGGUUUUGUGAUUGUGGAUACCAAAAACUCGUGCACUCUUGACGACUUGUCAAAGUUAGAGGAACUGAGAAAACUAAGCAUCAAUGUCAACACGACGAACUUCGAUAUUAAUGAUGCAAAGGAGUCUCUGGUUAAAUUCAAGCAACUUAAAAAACUAAGGAUGUCUUGGGGAUCAAGGGGAAUGCCGAACAGUAGUAACGAACGUCCGCCAUCCAAGGCCAAGAAGCAGCAGCCGCCACCCCAGGCCAAGAAGCAGAAACAGCCUCCCCAGGCCAAGGAGCAGAAGCAGCCACCCCAGGCCAAGAAGCAGCCGCCAAGUAGUUCAGCGUCAGACCAAGACAACAGGAUGGGACCGUUGGAUGUUUUCAGAAAUACAGCCAACAAGGUUCUGGCGGACAAUGCUAAUCGGAAGACCACAAACGAGGAGGAUAGCAACAAGCAAAAUGGCGGUGUUUUAAAGAAAUCAGCCGCCAAGAAUUGGUGGGAGGUUGCUACUGCUGCUUUGCGGCAAGCGGGAAAUCAACAACAGGAUCUUAAAGGCCUUGAGAAUCUGGUGAAACUGGACCUCCAAUGCUUCCCUUACUCGGCGCCCCCAGAAUGGUUGGUACCGUCGAAAAUGGUGAACCUGAUGAAUCUGUCGAUUAGAGGUGGGAAACUGAGUUACUUGGAACAUGAUCCGAAAGGGAAGAAGUGGAAGGUGGAGACUUUACGGUUGAAGUUCUUGGUGGGUUUUAAGAUGAACUGGAAAGAGAUGCAGGAUUGGUUUCCGAGAUUGAAAUAUCUGGAGAAUGUUAGAAGCCCCAGGAUCACACUCUGCCCCUGCGAUCUAAAUGGGAUCUGGCAAGCUCAUUCCAAUUAGACUUCUUCAUGCCCGCAAUCAUGGGCAUGGCUGCCCUUCAUCGAACUUGCAGGUGUUGUGCAUUUCUUUCUUUCUUUUUGUUUGCCAUAGUGUGUUGCAUUUCUUGUUCCUCUGUUUUUAAUUUAUCUUCAACCAUGGGUGAUCCUUUCAAUCAUGUAUUUCUUGGCUUUGCUUUCAUCACUUGUUGUAAUUUAAUCAUUCAACCAUGAACUGUUUUCAGUUCUUUUUACCAAAA